Molecule: messenger RNA, 1476 nt
Organism: Bursaphelenchus xylophilus (pine wood nematode)
Lineage: Eukaryota; Metazoa; Nematoda; Chromadorea; Rhabditida; Aphelenchoididae
Source: the annotation of a GenBank genome assembly
AUGGUCAGUUCGACCACCCAGAAGAUUUUAUUGGUCCUCUCGAUCUUGCUAAUCUUAUUGGGCCUGGGGCUGACAAUUGCUGGAGCUUUCAGCCCAGCCUGGCAAGUUGUGGAUAUCCGGGAAUUCAGAGCAGAACAUCAGGUAAAUAUACAUUUUAUUUGUUUACAUAACGGUAUUUGCAUAAAGCAAUUACUUUGCAAUGGUGCAUGCUGUGUUAGUAAUAAUAUCUCCGUCUAGCAUGGUCUUUGGUGGGAUUGUAUUCGCGCUGAACGCCAUGUUGUUGCCGUGGGCGACUUCUAUGAUGAGACUCCACUCCAUUGCAUGUAUAAAUUCGAUCAGUCAGCUGAACUGGUCAUUGAUAACACACUUAACAACAUCGAUGAAGAUGGUGCAGCUGGAGAAUCAGAACAUCACAGAUUCUGGAUCUGGCACAAGAUUAUCCUUUUCUUCAUUAUUUUCAGCCAACUUCUGGCUUCAAUCUCGAUCUGUACGGGUGCUUGUGCUCCCUGUUUCAGGCCAACCACGUUCGUCUUUACAAUUUCCUUGUUUGUUGCAUGUAAGUGUAAUCCUAAUUGUUGGGUUAUUGAUGUUGGGAAUACAGACAUUUAAAAAUGAUGACUUUUCAGUAUUAUGUUCCGUGAUUGCUGAUGGAGUUUUCUUCUUAGCCGCUAAUCGAGUGGAUAAUCGUUUUGUUCAAGGAAUGGUUGGUACUUAUGAACAACAGAUCGGAUACGCCUUCUACGUCCACUUGCUAGGUACCCUCUGUUGGGGUGGUGCUUUCCUGUGUGCCUUGUUGACCACCUACAAGUUCUUUUCAUCCAACGGCCAAAGGUGAGUGCCCAAUUUAUCCUGGUGCCGAUGGUGUCUGUGUGUUGUCGCUUCUCGCAAUAGAUCAAACAGUCAUUAUAUAUACCUUGUUUUAUGAGGUUAAGAGAUGACGAGUUUGUUUAUGCACCUUUGAUACAGCUUCCGAGCUCACACCGCUUGCGCACCGACUGUAACUCUUCUCCGCCUAACACAAUUAUUGUUUGACUUUGACUGAGAUCGCAUUUAAGACGGCUCUUUGAACGCGACGAUGACCUCCGUUUGUCGGAUACGGUAAAACUUCGGAGUGAUUGGCCAUCACAAAAUUUUGGACAGAGCACAUUCAUUCCGGGCCAGAGAAACUUCCAUCUCCCGUCGAACACUCAAGUCUGAAAAGGUCAGAGUUCUUCUUCCAGAUGCUCGGGAUGCACGUCACGGUCGUAUUUUCGUCUGGCCUUACCGAAAGCCUUGUGACGUGGUUCCUGAAUACUCUUUUCAUAUGCUUAUUUUCCUCUAUGCUUGACCGCCGUUCUCGGAAUACUGACCGUUCUUGUCUUCAGGGACGAAACCUCCUUCCACGACCCUCGUUUCGAACACCAUGACCCUCUUCUGGAUGUCCAUCGGACUGGUUAUCGACCUCCAUACCGUCCCUAUCGCGAGACCAGUGCAUGA